Molecule: messenger RNA, 1056 nt
Organism: Oppia nitens
Lineage: Eukaryota; Metazoa; Arthropoda; Arachnida; Sarcoptiformes; Oppiidae
Product: stearoyl-CoA desaturase 5-like
Exons: 4
Coding region: 1-1056 (351 amino acids)
Biological process (GO): unsaturated fatty acid biosynthetic process
Cellular component (GO): endoplasmic reticulum membrane
Molecular function (GO): iron ion binding; stearoyl-CoA 9-desaturase activity
Source: RefSeq, a predicted model, not a curated record
AUGUUAGAAACUGAGAAAUCCAUAGAUAAUAAUAAUAAUGAAUUAAAUGAUAAUAAUAUAUCGAAAAAGUCAUACAAACUGCAGAUUGUUUGGCGCAAUGUUAUURUUAUGACUGUAUUGCAUGUGUUUGGCUUUUACGGCUGGUUUUUGGGCAUCAAAUACGGCAAAUGGCAAUCAUUUCUAUGGGCUUAUGGUAUCGCCUACUGGGCUUCGUUCGGUGUACUGGCCGGUGCCCAUCGACUAUGGACACAUCGAUCCUAUCGGGCCCACUGGUCGCUACGCUGGUGGCUAAUGAUGAUGCAGACAUUGUCGCUGCAAAACGAYAUCUAUGAAUGGGUUCGGGAUCAUCGGGUUCAUCAUCGAUACUCGGAAACCGAUGCCGACCCUCACAAUGCCCGUCGGGGAUUUUUCUUUGCCCAUAUGGGCUGGCUAUUGGUCAGGAAACACCCGGAAGUUCGGGACAAAGGUAGCCGUAUUGAUAUGWCCGAUGUAUGGGCCGAUCCUAUUGUCCGGUUUCAGCGACGAUUUUAUAUACCACUGGUAAUAAUUAUAUGGGGUAUAUUUCCGAUAGCGGUGCCGGUAUAUUUUUGGGGCGAACCUAUUAUACGGGCAAUGUUUGGCAACUUUUUUCGCUACAUAAUGAGCCUGCAUAUGGCAUGGCUGGUCAACUCGGCCGCACACUUAUCCGGGACCAGGCCAUACGAUAAACGUAUAGAGCCCCGUGAAAACAUAUGGGUUCAAUAUUUGACAAUAGGAGAGGGCUAUCAUAACUAUCAUCAUACAUAUCCCUGGGACUACUCGGCCUCUGAAUAUGGUUGGACAGAUAAUUUCAAUAUGACUACCGGUUUYAUYGAUUUGUUUGCCCGACUGGGACUGGUAUGGGAUAGGAAAAUGGUUGCCAAACAUGUUAUCAAACAACGAGCCCUGAGUACUGGUGACGGUACGGCUGGUGGUGAUGGACCACCAAAACAUAGACUACUAUACUUUUUAUUAGGUCUAAUAGUUAUUACUUGGCCACUAUGGUUGUCCUAUAUUUUUGUUUGCCUUAUUAGAUAG